Molecule: messenger RNA, 1725 nt
Organism: Scheffersomyces stipitis CBS 6054
Lineage: Eukaryota; Fungi; Ascomycota; Pichiomycetes; Serinales; Debaryomycetaceae
Gene: IKS1
Product: protein kinase
Exons: 1
Biological process (GO): protein phosphorylation
Molecular function (GO): protein kinase activity; ATP binding
Source: RefSeq, a predicted model, not a curated record
AUGUCUAUUGUCCCGUACAAUUCCAAUCGGGAGAUUUUGCUUCAUAGUCCAAACGAGGGAAUUCUUGUAGUUCGGGACAGCCAGCAAAACACUGUUGAGCUCAUUUCCACUAUUAGCAAGAGUAGUGACCCUCGAGGAAGUACCAAUCCUCAAUUCAAACGAGAACCAUUUGGAACUAAACGAUUCCCAGCAGCAUCAAGCGGUGGUACUCAUAAUUGUCCCAAUUGCGGAUUUUCUUGGUCAGAUUAUCCUGCUAAUAAUAGAAAUUCAGGCGAUGGCUCAUCGGAUCUACGCAAUAUUCCCAUAGUUGAUCCAAUAGAAUCUAUUGCCAUUGCCCAAAAGUUCCCAAAAGGAUUCAUGCACCAUGACUAUUUCAAGCUUUUAAGUCAGCUUGAAAAUGCCACUGAGACCAGUUCCAAUAGCAUUCCAUAUCAUUCUUUACCUCAAGAUAUAUUUAACCAGGGCUACUUUAAGCGGUUUUUCAAGAAGGUUCCUCCCUAUGAGUUGGGCUCUGGAGCUCAUGCCCAGGUGUAUAAAGUUGUUCAUGUAUUAAACGAAAUUAAAUUAGGCACAUAUGCUGUAAAGAGGAUAAGCAUUGGUGAUAGGUUUGAGCUACUAGAACAGGUGUUAAAUGAGGUGUUGAUCUUGUAUGAGCUCUCCGUCAAGGGAGCCAACGAAAACAACUUGAUCCGGUACAAUCAUGUUUGGUUAGAACUUGGUGAUAUCGAUGAUCUGUCCACGUUUAUUAUUUCAGAAGGCAACACCUCGUCACGUAAAGAAAGUACAAAGAUUCCGUAUGUCUUUAUACUUCAGCAGUACUGUGGUGGAGGACAUCUAGAAGAUUUGGUCAAAAAUAAUUUUCUCAAGGACGUAAACUUGUCGUGGAAGGACAAGAUCCAGAUGGAGAGACUUAGACGCCGAGCUUCAAGAGGAGAGCCAGUUCCCGAGUUACAACAUGAAAAGAAGUGGCUCAAUGAAUUUGAAAUUUGGAAAUUCUUCAGGGACGUAGCCAACGGUGUCAACUACUUGCACCUUCAUGGUAUUCUUCAUCGAGACCUCAAGCCUUCAAAUUGUCUAUUGGACAUCAAGUAUGACAUCGAUGAUCUGGACCAAGCGACCUUUGAGUCCAUUGACACAUUUGAACUCGCAGCUUCCAAAUUGCCAAAGGUUUUAGUUUCCGAUUUUGGGGAAGGACAGAUUAUAGACAAGAGAAACAUACCGGAAACUAAUAUUUCAUUUAGGAUUAGAGAGGAUACAGAUGAAAGACGUGGCAAUACUGGUACUUUGGAAUUUACUGCGCCUGAACUUUGGCUCUUCACCAACUACGACCCAGCUUUAGGUGAACGAAACAAAAAAUUCAUUAAUGAUUUUUCUUAUGAAAGUGACAUAUACUCACUAGGAUUGAUUCUCUGUUAUUUAUGUUGUGGGCUGCUACCAUUCUCUAAGUUGAUUGCUGGCGAGACAGAUCCUCAAAUCAUUCGAGACAAAAUCAUCGAAUGGUAUUUUUCCAUGACACCAAAUCUUUUCCAUGAGUGGUUUGAAUUGAGUAGUAAGAUAGGGAGUGAAAAAAGUUCUGUUUGUAGUGGUGAUUUUGAGAGUCUCAUAUAUGUAAUGAUCAAAGGUGGUGAUUCUGACGGCAAUGGUACUGGCUCGUCCAGAAUAAACUCAAGCGAAGUGAUUGAAAUCCUUGAGUCCAUUAAGUGGGAUAAACUUGUCAAAGACAAC